Molecule: messenger RNA, 852 nt
Organism: Lolium rigidum
Lineage: Eukaryota; Viridiplantae; Streptophyta; Magnoliopsida; Poales; Poaceae
Exons: 2
Coding region: 103-852 (249 amino acids)
Source: RefSeq, a predicted model, not a curated record
GCUUGCUACCCAGUCCAAAAAGUUUGUGUUUGAUCCCAACUCUGAAGAAACAGAGAGAUCGUGUUCUGACUCCAGCAGAGCGCGCGGGUGAGUGAUCGAGCCAUGGUUCGGGAGGAGGAUCUUGAUGUGGUGCUGGUGCCCCUGGGACUGGCGGUGGUGGCCGGCUACCACCUGUGGCUCCUCUACGCCAUCCUGCGGCACCCGACCCGCACCGUCGUCGGCCUCAACGCCCUCGCCCGGAAGCGCUGGGUCGCCGUCAUCAUGGCCAACACGGAGAAGAACGGGGUGCUGGCGGUGCAGACGCUGCGGAACAACAUCAUGGCGUCGACGGUGCUGGCCACGACGGCCAUCACGCUCGCGUCCGUCAUCAGCGUCUUCAUCGGCGCCACGGCGGGCCGCUCGCCAACGUCGCCGUCGUCUUCAUCGUCGUCGUCGUCGUCGCCGAUGCUGGUGUACGGGAGCAAGACGGGGCAGGUGUUCGCGGUCAAGUACCUGGCCAUCUCGCUCUGCUUCAUGCUCGCCUUCGUCUGCAACGUGCAGGCCAUUCGGCUGUACGCGCACGCCAGCUUCCUGCUGGGCCUGCCGCCGGCGCCGGAGGAAGGGGCGGCGGAGGAUUUCGCGGCGUACGUGGCGCGCACGGUGAACCGCGGCAGCCACGCCUGGUCGCUGGGGCUCCGCGCCUUCUAUGUCUCGCUCGCCCUGUUCAUGUGGACGUUCGGGCCCAUCCCCAUGCUCGCCUGCAGCGUCCUCAUGUGCGCCCUGCUCUACUUCCUCGACACCACAAGGGACUAUGCCAAGGGGAUACAGCAUAUGCACCGUGAAAUGAGCGCACAAAAGGAUAGCACCGUGUGA